Messenger RNA from Oncorhynchus nerka (sockeye salmon), 1220 nucleotides. It is a transcript of the gene st6galnac5a, whose product is annotated as ST6 (alpha-N-acetyl-neuraminyl-2,3-beta-galactosyl-1,3)-N-acetylgalactosaminide alpha-2,6-sialyltransferase 5a. Bases 1 to 1164 code for a protein of 387 amino acids. Lineage: Eukaryota; Metazoa; Chordata; Actinopteri; Salmoniformes; Salmonidae. The record is from RefSeq and is a predicted model, not a curated record. Gene Ontology annotation, molecular function: alpha-N-acetylgalactosaminide alpha-2,6-sialyltransferase activity. Gene Ontology annotation, biological process: oligosaccharide metabolic process; ganglioside biosynthetic process. The transcript is spliced from 8 exons.
AUGAAGGCCAAAAAAAUCAUCAAGGACAUCAACCACCCGACACACAGCCUGUUCAUCCCGCUGGCGAAGUCAGUACAGCGCCAUGGGUUAGCUUUAUUCCUCGUCCUAACUCUGUGUGGCAGCCUGUUCUUAAUCUACCACGCUGGUUUCCAUGGUACCACCAACGCGGCGGAGAGGUCCAGAGAUGGGAGGGAUGUAGCGAGAAGAAGAUGGCAGACUGAGCAGCAGCAGACCACCAGUACCCCACCUCCUCGCCCUACAGUCCUACAGGGAUACAGCGGUAUCAUCGACCACAAGCCUCUGAGAAUGCACUGCCAUAGCUGUGCGUUGGUCACCAGCUCUGGUCACCUGAUGGGUGGUGGUCGCGGCGAGGAGAUCGACCGGGCGGAGUGUGUCAUCCGUAUGAACGACGCCCCCACGGCGCUGGGGUACGGGCGAGACGUUGGGCGCCGCACCUCGCUACGCGUCAUCGCUCACUCCAGCAUGCAGAGGGUCCUGCGGAACCGCCACGAACUGCUCAACACAUCCCAGGACACAGUGUUUAUCAUGUGGGGCCCCUGGUCAGUUAUGCGGCGGGAUGGGAAGGGUCUGGUCUACAACAACCUGAGGUUGAUGAACCAGGUGCUGCCCAAACUAAAGGUCUACAUGAUCUCCAGGCAGAAGAUGCUGCAGUUUGACGAACUCUUCAAGAGGGAGACGGGCAAGGACAGGCGAAUCUCUAACUCGUGGUUGAGUACUGGUUGGUUCACUAUGACCAUAGCUCUGGAGCUGUGUGACCGGAUCAAUGUCUAUGGCAUGGUGGCUCCAGACCACUGCAGAGAGCCCCAGCCCCCAUCCUCCCCCUCCCCCUACCACUACUACGAACCCCUCGGUCCAGAGGAGUGUGCCAUGUAUAUCAGCCAUGAGCGGGACCGCAGGGGCAGCCAUCACCGCUUUAUCACGGAGAAGAGGGUCUUCACCAGCUGGGCUCGAACCUUCAACAUCCACUUCUACCAGCCUGACUGGGAGCCCCCGCCGCUGGCCCCCGCUAACCUCACGCAGGGGCAGCCAUCACCGCUUUAUCACGGAAAAAGGUUCUUCACCAGCUGGGCUCGAACCUUCAACAUCCACUUCUACCAGCCUGACUGGGAACCCCCGCCGCUGGCCCCUGCUGACCACCGCUAACCACUGAUCCCCGCUAACUGCUGACCCCCUGCUAACCACUGACCCCCUGCUAACCA